AUGAGCAGAAACAUUCGCACUUUCCGUGAUAUCGGCGGUGAUAAUGACGGUCCGGAUAGCGACGAUUCGGGAGCCGACGUCGAGCGUGGACCGCCGCAAGAAUUUUAUGCUGGAAGCGGACAAGCGGUGCAAGGACCACGUGGACCACGUGGCGGAGCAUCUGGAGCCGAAGAUCAUAUUCGGAGAAUUCUUCAGGCCGCACAGGCUGGACUACCAGAAGAAGAUGUCAGAGGACCCGGACAAAAGGAGAAAGUGACUCUGACUCUCCAUUUGUGGACAGACGGUCUCUCAAUUGAAGACGGACCACUGAUGCCACGUCACGACCAGGCGACUAUUGAAUUCUUGGAAAUCGUUGGGAGAGGAGGAAUUCCGCCAUCACUGCUGCAACAAUACGCGGGAAAAGACAUUGAUUUCAAUGUGGAUCGUCGUCACGAACCAUUUCAACAACCAAAAUUGAAACCAUUCGGAGGAAACGGCGUCCGUCUUGGAAAUGUCGUUCCAGUCGUUGUGGGCGGAGCUUCUUCUUCAGUCACUCCGCCUGUCGCAACUUCUGGACCGACGUCAGCUGAGGAAGAGGCGAAACGGUUGGAGGAUGCGAAGAAAGAGUUGAAUACUGAUUUGGCUGAACCCACUACUAAUAUUCAAAUCCGUCUGCCGAACAAUCAGCGUCUCGUCGGCGUCUUCAACCAUUCGCACAAUUUGGAGGCUGUUCGUAGCUUCAUUUGCACUGCUCGCCCCGAAAUGAUCUACGCACCGUUCGAAUUGAUGUCCGCCUAUCCGCCAAAAGUGCUCAUCGACGAGGAGCAGACACUCAAAGAGGCCAAUCUUCUCAAUUCGGUCAUCGCCGUCAAAAUUUUGCCUGCCAAUUGA
This is a messenger RNA of Caenorhabditis remanei, 870 nucleotides long. RefSeq lists its product as uncharacterized. The coding region runs from base 1 to 870 and encodes 289 amino acids. The transcript has 7 exons. NCBI's taxonomy places the organism in Eukaryota, Metazoa, Nematoda, Chromadorea, Rhabditida, Rhabditidae. The record is from RefSeq and is a predicted model, not a curated record. Gene Ontology annotation, biological process: Golgi organization; autophagosome assembly; membrane fusion. Gene Ontology annotation, cellular component: nucleus; cytosol. Gene Ontology annotation, molecular function: ubiquitin binding.